AUGAUAAAGAUGAUGAUAAAGGAGGCUAUCACCAAAUAUCGGUCAAGUUAAACUAUUUUCGGCCACUAUUUUUGGACCAAAGUGACCUCAUUUCAACGGAAUAACAAUCAACCAAGUCUUUGGUUUAAGUUCAUUUUCAUCUCGUUCGUUGCCGUGUUAACAACAAUCAACAUCUUAUCAACAAUUAACAAUUUUCUAUCUGUUUCUCUGAUAACAAUCAACUAAUUGUCUAAGACAAAAAAUGAGUGAAUUAAAGUACGACGAUCCUGAUAUGGAAAGAUUAAAUUUCUUCUCAAUAAUUGAUAUUCUCGAAUCAUUUGAUUGGGUUGAUUUGGAGUAUUAACAACUGACCAUUGGUCAACAAUCAACUCGUAUCAAUGAAGUUAAUUCAUUCAUUAAGUUUCCAUGGAAGCAACAAAAACAAAACUUUAACCAAUCUAUAUCAAUAUCUUUCCAGUUGAUCACCAAAAACAACAACAACAACAACAACAACAAUUAACUUCCAUGAUCCCAUUAAUUGUUAACCCAUCGAAUACACAAUUAUCCUCAAAGAAAUACAAUUGAAUAAAAUAAAAAUUAUGAUUUAACAAGAAAAAUUGAAAAGUUAAUUAGUUUAUUUCAUUGAAAAGUUUGCUGAUCCGCCAACAAUUAACUUAAUCUCGUCUCUCUUAUCAUUUCAUAUGUAACCAGACAGGGUUAAUUCAACUGAUUCUGGUUCCACCGGAUCAACAUCAUGAAAUCAACGAGUGAUGGUUAGUUGUUAAAUUGUCCAGAAAAGUGAAUUAACUUAACUACGAAAACAAAAACUGGUUAAUUGUUGAAAGUUCACUUAAUGUAACCAGGAACCGGUUCUCUGGUUGCAUUGUUACUUGUUCUCAAUCUGGUAACAUCUCGGGUUCUCAGUGGUUCUUGUAUUCACCUUGGUCACUUUUCCAUCUUCAUUUUGUAUUGUAACACCAUUAGAAUAGUUAAUUGUUGUCAAACAAUCGCCAUUAGUUAAUAAAUUGUUCUCUAAAUUGUCAACUAUCUUUUUCAAUCUUCGUUCUUUUCAACCAAAUGAUGUUCAUCAAGUGACAACUUACCAACAAGUCAAUUCUAAAUUUUAAUCAUGUUCGAGGAUAAAUCAUUAUUGGCAGAGGAAAAUUAUGAAUCAAUCACAACGGGCGCUUCUAAUGAUGUGGCCAUUGAUAUGGAAAGUAAUGUACGAGGGUCAAUUGGUCGAGGAAGUAUUGUUCAGCCCACUUUCGAUACAUCGGAGAGUGUGACCUUGCCUCAGCCGUCAUCAUCAUCAACCGAUUCCACUCUGAAACCGAUCCGUGAACCCAUUUUGGUACGAGAAGCUGUGACUUCAGUUGAAUCUCGUUGCUAUGGAUCACGACCUGAACAUUUCGAUAUUGGAAUUCGUGUUAUCGAAGCCGCUCAACUUCCUGGACUGGACAUUAAUCCAAUGGUUCGAUUGAUGGUCGGAGAUCGUAAGAAAACAACCACAAUUCAGAAAUCGACCAAUUCACCUUUUUGGGAUCAAUAUUUCGUCAUAUCGUUCAAUCAGCCGCGUUUAGAAAUAUUUCAAAAAGUUAUUACGAUUACGGUUUACGAUUCAAAGGGACUUUUGAAAUCGGACGAGGUCAUUGGUCUAUUUUCUUGUGACAUUGGUACCGUUUUCUGUCAGCCCGGGCACUCGUUCCAUAGGAAAUGGGCGCUUCUAACUGAUCUCGAAACAAAUGAGCCUCGAGGCUACUUGAAAUUGGACAUAAAUGUACUGUUCAAAGGUGACAGUUCACCUUUAUCGGGAACAAUGGACGAUGAAGAUUCUAAGGAGUCGGGAGAAGACGAAGAUGACCUCGAAUCAGAUAACGUUGGAUCUGAUGAAUCUGAUAUCGAAUCGAAUUUACUAUUCCCGGUUGGUGUUACCGAACGACAAUCCAUCAAACUGGUCAUCAAAAUUUAUCGAGCAUAUGGACUCACUCGAGCCGAUUCAACGGUCAAAAAGGCUCUUAAUAUCAUCUCUUCGUCCUCAUCAAAGUCACCUUGUGAUGCUUAUGUCUCGGUUUCGUGCGGCUCAACUGGACGGACUUCGGUCAUUAAAAAGUCAUCUUCACCCGUUUGGAAUCAGCAGAUCACUUUUGUCGAAAUGUUUCCAACCUUUUUCCAGAACAUUAAAUUUGAGAUUAAAGAUGAUGAACUUGGAACGGACGGACUUUUGGCCACACAUUAUCUUCCGUUAAACUACAUCUCUAGUGAGGGUCAAGAUGGUUACCUGCCCACUUUUGGUCCAACUUUUAUCAAUUUGUACGGAGCAGCUCGAGAAAGUUCAAACUCCGAGAGUAAAACUUUGUCCACUGGUCUGGAAGAAGGUGUCGCUUAUAUUGGUCGACUUUUGGUCGCAAUUACAACAGAAUUUGUUGACCUUGUUUCACCUGAUUUAGAACGAAUGUCCAUUCAGAAUAUUGGUCCUUUCGAUGAGACACAUUUAGGACCAAAAGAGUUUGCGCUCGGCCUUCUCAAUUCAGUCUCACGAAUAGAGCAACGAUAUGCCGAUAAACCGAUAACCCUUGAAUUAAACAUGGGCGAUCCAGAUGAUUUGGAUGGCGAUGGAAAAAUAGACGAAGCUGAUAAAAAAGCUCGAGCCAAAUAUCGAGGUGUGACCUUACCCAUUAAACCCGCCAAAUGUUUCUCAAAUAAUCGCAAGGAAAACGCUUAUCAUUUACCCUUGGACACGGUUAAGCCGAUCAUGUUUCAUCGUUUCCAUUGGCUCGAUGAUACCUGGAGGCUUUUCGUUUCCAAUAGAUUGACCAGAAUCGCUCAAAAUCUUUCAAAUGGAUUAGCUGAUGUGGACGCGUUAACGGUCACUCGUGAAGUCGAUGCCGCUUGUCGUCUACUUGGUGUUUUAAGUCAACUACUCGAAAAUUGUUCCAGUUUAUUGCAAUAUUUACAAUCUUUAUCCGAUCCACCAGGAAUCUCUCGUCUUGACAAGGAGAAAAUGUCCAAACAGAGAGAUCAAAUUCUGUUUAUAUUAAAUGAAACAAUGGCCAUGAGAGAUUCGGUCUCAACGAGUAACAUCGUACCAAUUGUCCAAGCAGUGUCCCCAUGGGUCAAUGAAAUAAAUGAAUUAGCAUCUUCCCUUCAUAUUACGUUUCCCGAUAUUUUCCUUUCCAUGUUGGUUGAGGGUAAAAGAAUAGCUCAAAUACGACUUGCGACCAAGGACAUUGUCUAUUCACCUGAACUCGAAAGUUGUGGUAUCCAUGCAGCUAAAUUUCGAGCAAUUUUACUUCGACAAGGUGGCCGACCCAAUGGUCAUAUUCGAUCACAGGUCGAUAUACUUUGUUGGUUUGGUGUCUCUGAUAAACUCCCUGACUUGGUCAAGCAUUUUCCUUCAGGCUAUUCACCUGAGCCCUCUCUUGAAUCUCUUAGUAAAUCAGAUGUUGACCCGCCGACUCAUCUUAAAUAUCCUGAAAGGUCAAUCUUUCAAUCACGCGCUCAUCUUUUCCAGGCUCGAUCUCUUAUCGGUGCCGAUACCUCUGGUCUCUCCGAUCCUUAUGUCAAAUUAUACUACGAUAAAUGUAUCUUGGUGUCUAGUGUCAAGGAGAAAACUUUAUCACCUUGUUGGGAUGAAUUAAUGAUCGGAUCUCAAAUUAGUCUGAUUGGUUCGAGGGAAGAUAUUAGAGCCGCUAGAUUAACCGCUUUGGCUGAAGUUUACGAUCGUGAUAUAAUUGGCGAUGACGAACUGAUUGGUCGAGCCAAAGUCACCUUCGAUUAUGUCCGUUUCGCUGAUGAACCUUAUAUUUUACCUCGAUUAAAUUGGUUCGAUGUUUGGUUGAACAGUUCGGAAAGUGGUCAACUUUUGAUGGCUCUCGAAUUGGUUCAAAUUAGUGAUUCUGAUAGUUCAGAAGAUUAUCCUAGAUGUUUACCUGGUGCCGUUCGUCAUUCCAACGGUCAAGAUAUAAUCUCAAUUCCUCAACAAAUUAGACCAACUCUAUCAAAGUAUAAACUUCAGAAUUUUUGGGGUGUUCGUGACCUGAAACGGGUCAAAUUGUUAUCAGUUGAUAAGCCAAAAGCCGAAGUAGAAGUGGGUGGUUAUAUUGUUUCUUCCUCUGUGAUUCCAAAUUGUUCAAAGAAUCCAAAUUUCCCUUCAUUUCGAAAAGAAAUUGAACUUCAAUUACCUGACCAAGAGUUUUACUGUCCACCUUUGUCCAUUCGUGUCGGCGAUUGUCGUGCUUUUGGACGGUUCACUUUGGUCGGUACUCAUUUGGUCAGAUCUUUAGUUAAAUAUGUUUACAGUAAAGACAAACAAGUUGACAUUCACCAUUUACCAAAACGUCAUAUUGUCAUUGACCUUGACCAUUUAAAGCCCAAAAUUGGAUCGACUGGUGACCAAUUGGACGCAGUCAUGGUCUCUAAUGGUGGUACCGCUGCUCGAGCGAAAAGAAAACCCGAUGAAGAGAUUGUGAUGAUGGAGAAAAAAGUUAACAAAGAAUCAGAGGAAGAGGAGAUCGAUUGGUGGAUGAGGUACUUUACCUCGAAAAAUGGUAAUUCAUCGGGUAGAAGAGAGUCACGAAAGUCCAUGAUUCCAUACCAUUUGACCCUUCGAGUUUAUCCCGAAGAGCUUGAGAAACGUUUCGAUGGUCAUAGUGCCGAUAAUAAGUUGACCGCAUUCCCCUUAAAACGAGGUAAAUUUGACGAUGAUACAAACGACACCAAAACCAUGGGCGUUUUUAAAGGUGCAUUUAGAUUAUACAAAAGUCCAUGGAAAAAUGGAAUUCAACUUCUCGAUCAUUUGUCCAAUAACGAUCCCGUUAAGGUGCUUGUUCGAGUUUACAUUGUCCGAGCUUACGAUGUCAUCCCUAGAGAUGCAAACGGUAAGGCUGAUCUUUACCCGAUCCUUAAACUUGGAUCGCAAAAGUUUGACGAUUCUGAUAAAUUUGUGCCAAAUUGUUUGGAUCCUCUUUUCGGACGAGUCUAUGAAUUUGAGGCCACUUUUCCUCUCGAAUCAACAUUAACAAUCUUAUUGAAAGAUUAUGAUUCCUUUUCAACGGACGAACUAAUCGGAAAAACAACAAUUGACCUUGAAGAUAGAUAUUAUUCUGACCAUAGGUUUACCUGUGGCCUUCCAAGAUCUUAUCAAACAUCAGGUCCAGGUAAAUGGCGGGACUCACUGAAACCAAGCCAAAUAUUGACCAAAUUAUGUCGUGACCUUAAGAUGAGUCACCUAGUGAUUACCAAGAAAUAUAUUCAAAUUGGUAAAUUAAUGUUUACCCGAAAGCAAGAAGAUGCUUCAGAUUUAACUGAGAUUCCCCAUGAAGAUGAACAGUUAUCGUUGGGAGUGUUGAAUUCAUGGAAAGAGGCCUUUGGCUAUUCAUUGGUACCCGAACAUGUUGAGACUCGAUCAUUGUAUCGACCCGAUAAACCGGGAGUUAAACAAGGUAAACUCGAGAUGUGGAUCGAUAUGUUUAGAUUAAGUGACCCACGACCACCUCCGUUGGACAUUGCACCAAGAGCUCCACGAUCAUAUGAACUUCGGGUGGUCAUUUGGAAUACAAAAGAUGUCAUUCUUGAUGAUGAUUCAUUGGUUUCCGGUGAAAAAAUGUCCGACAUUUACAUCAAGGGCUGGGUAGACGAUCCCAAAGCAGCUCAACAGACUGAUACUCAUUACCGAUCGUUGACCGGUGAGGGAAAUUUCAAUUGGCGAUUUGUUUUCCGUUUCGAUUUCCUUCCCGCUGAAGGUGUUAUCCUAGUUCGCAAGAAAGAUUCAUUUUUCGCCAUGAACUCAACAGAUUUAAAGAUUCCCUGUAAAUUGAAUCUUCAGGUUUGGGAUUAUGAUUCAUUUUCGGGUGAUGAUUUUCUCGGUUGUUUACCAAUCAAUUUAAUUGAUUUCCCUCGAGGAGCUCGAUCGGCAAAAGAAUGCACCUUGGACAUACUUUCGGACAGUCCAACAAUUAGUUCCGUUGAUACGAGUAACAACAAUCAAAUAAUUAAAAGUUCACGAAUCAACUUAUUCAAAGAAAAACGUAUCAGAGGUUGGUGGCCUUUCUAUGCUAAUCUAGCCGACGGAGGAACUGAAUUAACUGGUAAAUUGGAGGCUGAUUUUGAACUGUUAACCCAAGACGAAGCUGAUGCUAAUCCGGCUGGAUUAGCACGAGAUCCACCUCAGCCUUUGGAUAAGCCUCAACGACCUGAUACAUCGUUCGCAUGGUUCGCUAAUCCCUGGAAGUCGUUCCGAUACAUCAUUUGGACUCGACGAAAAUGGUUCUUCUUUAAGCUUUUACUUUUCGUUUUCUUAUUCUUUUUCUUUUUGAUAUUUUUCUAUUCUCUACCUGGUUACACAGUUAAGAAAAUGAUUGGAGCUUAAUUAACUUCAAAUUGCGAUUAACUAAUUACCUUAAAAUCUACUCAAGGUCUUUGAUUAUGCAAUUAUCUAACGACAACUCAAUCAAAAAGCGCUAUUAACAAAUUAAAAUGAAUAAAAUACUCAAACAGUUAAGAUGAAUGAUUUUUUCUGUAAAACCCAAAAUUAACUAAUCGUUAAAUGGUUGAGUAUAAUUUUUGAUUUCGCUCCAAAAUGUUUUGGUAAAAGUGAUCAAUAUGAUGAUUAACUAAUUGUUACAAUUAAGAUGAAGAUGAAAAUGACUUAAUUAAUAAUUAGAUUAUUAUGGUGAUGAGGAUUCGUAUUCAACCGUAAUCAAAUUUGAUUCCACAUUCAAAUCAGCUGAUGACAACUUUCGUGUUUCAGUAAACAUUAUCAAAUUGUGAUCUCGAAUCAGAGUUAAGCUCUAGACAAUUUGAUCAUAGAAUUAAAAAAUCUUGUUUAACCAACACAAAUCAACUGAUUUCAGCUUAAAUUGUUGUUUCAACAACCGAAAUCAUCUUCAAUUGAUUUCAGAAGUCUUGAUCAAAAUUCAAUCUUGACAAUUAACACGAUUAACUUUUGGUUUUGACUUUUUCUUCAUUUUUCCUAUUCCAACUCAAUUUGAAUCCAAAAUCAAAGAAUCGGCAAUCAACUAAUCGGCCUCGGUGAAACAAUUUUCACCUCGGAAUCAAUCUGAUCCCAGAAUUAGUUGAUUACGUUUGGUGAGUCCAAGCCUUAGAUGAAGAUAUUGAGUGAGUGACAUGAUGACAAGUGAUGAAGAUGGACACCUUGUAGAAAUUAAGUUUAAUUAUUAAUUUUGCUUUCAAUUUGCUUCUCAAGUAUCAACAUAAUCCCAUAGAUGGCUUAACAGUUUGUCUACUAAUCCAUUUAAUUGUCAUCAGCUUUGAUUUAAUGAGCAGCGGUCAACAGGUUACCCAAUACAAUUAUUAAUCUUUUUUUUUGUUCAAUUUCUUGUAAUUACCAUUAAUCUAAUUUUCCAUCUUAAUCUACAAUCAGUUUAUAUUUAAUCGAAUGGCUCUAAGAGAAUUUGAGUUUCUUGAUAAAUUUUGGCUUCUUCCGGGUGGAGCUACAUUGAUACAAGAACUUUUAUUGGCUCUGAUUCAUCGUCGAAUCCUGUCAAUCAACAGGGUGAAAGUGGAGAAACAAGAAAUUAUCACCGAAGAGCAAUUAGCUCAUUGUAAUGGAUUAGUUGAGAGUCUUGAGCGAUUGGGAUUAUCAUUCAGAUCAUUUAUUGAUUCGGGUCCCGAUGAAUGUGAACUUUUACAGAGAUUAAAAGAAGUGAUCAUCCAAUAUAAAUGUUCCAUUCGUGUUUGCCAUCGACGAUUACGUGUUUUAUUCAGUCACGAGCCAGCGGAAGAUGAAACAUCGAAAACACUCUUGAUGAAACUGACCAGCGAUCCAGCGACGAUUCCCUAUUAUAAAUCAAUGGCCGUUGAACUGGUUAGACUUUACAUUUGUUAUAUCGAAGUGAUCAGAGUGGUAAUUCAAACAAACAACCAUUACGGUCAACCGAUUGGCCUUAACAUUUUGGGAAUCGAAAGUGUCCUCUCUAAACUUCGCUCGCUACUGGAAACACUUGAAAGAAUGACCAUCAUGCCAACGGACUUACGGUCAAACGAAUCGCGUAACUGUGACCCGCUCUAUCUUUUACUCAAAAAUUUCCAUUACAUGAUAAAAACACUCACUUCGGCUCGAGCCAAUCUCUUAUUUCCACCACCUCGACAGCCGAAAGCCUUAAACCCACCGAACGAUCCACAAGCUUGACCAGCCGAUCAACUUUAAUCCAGUUGAAUCAAUUGACCAUCAAGACACAAUCAAAAUCAUGACAUUCACUUGACUAAUUAACAUUCAUUUUCAACUCCCAAUGUUAAAUUAUCCUAAACAAUUGCGCUUCUUUAAAUUAUUUUCACAUUGAUUACCUUGUAAUUAACUAAUCAAUUAAUCAAUGGAUACACUUUUUUAAACAAUUAAAUGUUACCUCCUUUUAGACUUAAUCAAUUGAUUACCAAUUAAUUCCCAUAGAUGGCUCAUCAAUAAUCAUUGAUUGCGAUUUUAAAUUUUUCUGUUUACAUUUUGUUGUUUGUUGUUCACAUUUUCAACUUUAACCUCUAAUUAAUUUUUUUUCUGGACAAUUAAUUAGUGUCACCAAUUGAUUAGAUUGUCGACAAAACGUUUACAUAGUUCAAGUUGAACUUUGAUUGGAUUAAAUUGACAAUGGAAUCAAUGGAAGUUUGUGAGAUUGAUUUUCUUUCAAAAUUCUGGUCAAUCCAAGGUUCCAAUGUGUUGAUGGUUGAACUUUUUCUCGCCAUAAUUGAACAUCGAAUUGGAUCAAUCGAAAGAGCUUUAGAAGAUAAUUCGAAUAAUCUGAGUAACAAAGAGGUAUGUUUCUAUUCUAAUGCUAGAAUGUCACUGAGAACACUCUCAGAAUCGUGUUCAAGUUUAUUCCCAGUUCUUGUUAAUUGUAGUCCGAAAGAGUUCAAGGAUUGUAUGAGUGAAUAUUUUACCGAAUAUAGUGGAUUAGUUCAAAUCUUUUUCCUCUCGACAAAUUUUCGCAUCUACUCAUUAUCAGAAUUACAAUUAUCGAUAUCGUUUCAUAACUUUACUCUCUUUAAUUCAACAUAUUUACCUGAGAGUAAAUUAAAAGCUCUUGAUCUCAUAUCCCAUUAUAUUGUUUUACUCGAUUGCGUCGAGAAAAUAAUCGCUAAAUUGCAAUCCAAUGGUCAACAAAUCGGUCUAAAUCAUAGGCAUAUCGCUUAUAUUAUCGAUGAAAUCAGGUCAAUUUACGAAGCCGUUAAACAGACAUUACCUCAAGAUCCAUCGGACCCAAUGAAACAAUCCAAUUUGAGCUCAUAUCAUGAUCUAAUGCGACAAUUUAAUCAUCUCAUCGAAGCUGUUGUCGAGGAUUAUGACCAACACUAACCAUAAGUCGAUUAAUAUUGAUUAUUAAUCGACAGCCGAAACUCAAACAGACCAAUCGUUCGGACUUUCUCCAGGUCCAAGAUUCACUGGACAUUACAGUGUAAAAACCUUCCCUUGGAUUGAAUCUAAUUUUGUGUAAUUAUAAUCUGUGAUCUCUAUUCACUGUUAAUUAAUCUCAUUUCUCUCACUCCAACACUUGAAAUUCAAGUCCUCUCAUGUAAAUGAUCAUUAAAUUACCAAUAAACGAAUCAAUUGAUUAAAAAUUUUUCUCAAUCAAAACCAUUUACGAAUAUAAAGUAAACUAAAAGAACGACAGAUGGCGACCUGAUCGAUUUAAUUGUUUUCUUUUUUAUCCGAGUGAACAAUUUAGUUAACUAAUUUAGUUGGUUAAUUUCAGUAUUUUAAGCCAAGAAUUUGUCUCCAACUGUCUCUGAGUCGGUACUGACUCGAUUAUGAUCCGUUCGGGUGAGUAAAUAUCGGAAAUUGGAAAAUGAACUGAAAUCAUUGGCUGAUUAACGAUCAAUUUGAAUUAACCGGAUUAACUAUGAGAUGUUGUUAAUUUGUCGUCUGAUAUUUGAAAAUUUAACGGUUGCAGUUUGAGAUUUUUAAAUUUAAUCUCAUGGUAAAUUUUUAGCUUUAAUCUGAUUGUGUAUUUAUGAUCAUCAUUUGUCACAUGUUGACUGUUAAUAUUUUCAAAUCAAUUGGUUUUCUUUUGUGAUUAAUUGUUUACUUUUGGACUAAUUAUGAGUACAUCUAAUCAAUUAAAGAUUAUUCAGAGUUGUGAACCUGAACAGCUGAGAGAAAUUGCUUUUCUCCACCAAUUCUGGGGAUUGGGCAUUGAAAUAGUUCGAGAUUUAUUUCUCCAUAUUAAUGAUCGUCGAUUACGUUUUUCCAGUGAAUUCAUGACCAAACCCGAUACACCUCAACAUCUUAAAGACUAUCUGGUCAGUUUUUGUAGUUCGAUAUCAGUAUUGACCGAAUUGUCCUUGAAACUGCCAAUGAGACAAGGAGUUGAUGCUCAUUGUGAGAAAUUAUUACGAAAAAUAAUUGAACAAUAUGAAAGAAUUGUAACCAUAAGCAGAAUUCGCGUUGAUUUUUGCAGAAUUGCCGAUUUUGAAACAUCUCGAUCGCUAAUUAAAAAGUUCGAUACCAAACCAUCGGAAUGGAUUUUCAACCAAGCCCUUGUCAUGAUGACCAAAUACUUCACUGAUAUCGAAAUUUUGAAAAAAGUUCUUGGCCCAAACGAAAAGAAAGGAAAAGGUCUACUUGUCAAAGAGCCACUUCAAUACAUUAUCGAAAAUCUAACCUCGAUUAAAGAUGAACUCGAAGAGCGACACAGAACCGAGGCCAUGACCGAGUCAUUCCUCAAUGGUGCCUACUUACUCUUGGAGCGAUUCGAUCUUCUAAUCAACAUGCUAAGCUGGUAAUCAAAUCGAUCGGCAAAAUAAUCUCCAAUCACAAUCAGAGAACCACAAUUCACUUUGAUCUCAUUUCCCAAUAAAGAAAAUCUCAAACUUCGAA
Messenger RNA from Panonychus citri (citrus red mite), 10804 nucleotides. RefSeq names its product otoferlin-like. Gene Ontology annotation, biological process: plasma membrane organization. Gene Ontology annotation, cellular component: membrane. Lineage: Eukaryota; Metazoa; Arthropoda; Arachnida; Trombidiformes; Tetranychidae. The record is from RefSeq and is a predicted model, not a curated record.